AUGCACUACGCAUCGAUCUAUUUCCAGCGAAAGAAGCCCCGCCUAUUCCACUCGUUCUCGCUGGAGGAGCUCAUAUCGUACACCACGGAAGUGCCUCUGCGUCCGCUGCACUUCAUUCAUCAGCUGAUCACGUCGACGGUUCUGGAGAUCGAGCGGGACAUCAUGAUCUUCAUGGACAUCACGGUUGGAUAUAUGUCCUCCGAGUCCACUUCCACCGUGAACAAGAAGCUGCUGGAUAACAUUGUCUACCAGAGCUUCUGGAGUCAAAGCAUCUUUGACGAAGUGGUGUGCUUCACGAUGAAAGAGAUCAACAACAACCCGCAAGAGACGAGUUGCUAUCUGGGAUUCAAGCUGCUCUAUAUCUUGCUGAUGAUGCGUCGUCCGUCUCUGCCUCUUUUGAAGUAUGUGCUCUCCUUCGUGUAUCGGCAGAUUGUCGAUUCGAACGUGGGAGGCUUUGCCCGCGAGAUCAUGAAGGAAUACUUGGAGAAUCCCAGCCCAGCGAUCGGCAACUUCGACAUGAAUUGGUUCGCGAAGAUCUGCGACCUGGCCGACCAAGGCUUCAAGCCCUUCCCUCUGUCCCUGGCGCAUCUUUCCUUGAAGGAGAUCAUUGAGACGGAGAACUUCGCGGGCAUGCUGCUGAGCCACGGCAUCAUGCCGCCAAAGAACUUCUCCUAUGCGUGGUACCCCCUUUCAUGUAGUUCCGCAUCGCUGACUCCACUGGUAGGCACUUCGAUCUGUCGCGACCCCUACGUGCACCAAAUGUUUUCCUCGUUCCUCCAAGGAGUGAUUCUGUACAUCCGAAUCACGCACGACCGCGAGUUCAAAGAGCGGCUCGUCAUUCUGGACGAGUCCCUUCUGAAGAUCCGCUGGAUGUCGCUCCACUCCACCAAGCCGAAGCUGCGCGAGUUCCACGUGAAGGACUUCGAGGUGAGUGUGGCCAGCGUGAGUUGGAUCAAGGGUUCCAUUGAGGGACUGAACCACCAGGAACUUUUCGCGAUCAAGCUGACGCUCUACAACACCGACGAGACCAUCAACAUUGCAGUGUCCUCCCAUAUCGAGCGCGACCGCGUCUUGCGGUUCCUGAACCAGUGGAUCAACUGGUAUCAGCUCUACGCGCAGGAUCUUGACUCGAUGGACCCGAAUACCCUGACCCAGGAGAAGAAAUCGCUCUCGGAAGAAGACACGCCAGGGAAGAAGUAUCGCCGCUCCCUCGAGCAGUAUUUGGACACGGUGGAGCCGUUCGCUGCCUCUCUGACCAACCCGUACAAUAGUCUUUCCGACUCGUGCAGCACUCCGCACUCCACCACAAUAUCGCCCAGCAACUCCAUGUCGGGUUCGUUCCCUCAAACCAAGUCGGGCAAGCGCGGAUUUGACUUCAGUGCGGUGAACGCGGACGCGGUCGACCAGCUCAAACGCAACCAAGUGCUGUCGAAAUCGACCGCCACGCCGCCCAAUUCGCUCACUCCGGUUUUGAACUACUCGACUCCCCAGGACAACAUCAUCCAGCUACAGUCGCUGAUUCCCUAUCCCUAUCACGACCACAUUCCGAAGAUUUUGCAGGUGCUGGUGUACUACCUGUACAAGCUGGACGCCUACUCCAGCGAGGGUAUUUUCCGCAUUUCCUCGCUGGAAAGCACCACGCAGCAGCUGAAGAACGACCUCACCGACGGCUGCUAUGCGGCGAUCCUGGACGUCAAUUCGGGAUUUCUGAUCGCAAACAUGAUCAAGACGGUUCUCCGAGGGCUGCGACCCAUGCUGAUCGUCGAUUCUGUCGAAGCGAAGAUCCUUCAGCUCGGAAAGCAAAAGGUCAUUCCUCCGGAAGAGGCGUGGCGCAUAAUCCAAGAACUGCCGCCAGAGAACUAUAAGACGUUCAUGUAUAUUAUGACGAUGAUUCUGUACACGUCACGCGUGGAGGUGAAUCGAAUGAAGGAGGUGAUGGAGGUGUGUGACCUGCAGAUCCGAUGA
Blastocystis hominis is the source of this 1965-nucleotide messenger RNA. RefSeq lists its product as hypothetical. Gene Ontology annotation, biological process: signal transduction. The record is from RefSeq and is a predicted model, not a curated record. NCBI's taxonomy places the organism in Eukaryota, Bigyra, Opalinata, Blastocystidae. The transcript is spliced from 4 exons. The coding region runs from base 1 to 1965 and encodes 654 amino acids. Gene Ontology annotation, molecular function: GTPase activator activity. Gene Ontology annotation, cellular component: cytoplasm; cytoskeleton.